AUGGCCUCCGACAGUAUCCAGGAAGUUGACUCCAAUUUGAUCCAAUCUAACUACGAUAACGUGGUUUACACCUUUGAUGAGCUGAAUCUGAAGCCAGAGAUCAUCAGAGGUAUUUUCGCUUACGGUUACGAACAGCCUUCUGCUAUCCAGCAAAGAGCUAUCUUGCCAAUCACUGAAGGAAGAGACGUUCUCGCACAAGCCCAGUCCGGUACCGGUAAGACUGCUACCUUCACCAUUUCCGCAUUGCAAAGAAUCGAUGAGAAGCUGAAGAAAACACAGGCAUUGAUUCUUGCCCCAACCAGAGAAUUGGCCCUCCAAAUCCAAAAGGUUGUUUUGGCCAUUGGUAUGCACUUAGACCUGACUGUCCACGCUUCUAUUGGUGGUAAGGCUGUCCAAGAGGAUAUCGAAGCUUUGAGAAACGGUGCCCAGAUCGUUGUUGGUACCCCAGGUAGAGUUCACGACAUGAUCGAGAGAGGUUAUUUCAAGACUGAUGCCAUCAAGAUGUUCAUCAUGGAUGAGGCUGAUGAGAUGUUGUCCACCGGUUUCAAAGAGCAAAUCUACAACAUCUUCCGUUUCUUGCCAACCAGCACCCAAGUUGUGUUGCUCUCUGCUACUAUGCCUCAAGAUGUUUUGGAAGUUACCUCCAUGUUCAUGAGAAACCCUGUCAGAAUCCUCGUCAAGAAGGACGAGUUGACUUUGGAAGGUAUCAAGCAGUUCUUCAUCGAUGUUGAUGAAGAGCAAUACAAAUUCGACUGUCUGUGUGACCUGUACGACUCUAUCUCCGUCACCCAAGCCGUCAUCUUCUGUAACACCAGAAGAAAGGUUGAGAUCUUGACUCAACAGUUGACCGAAAACAACUUCACUGUGUCUGCUAUCCACUCCGACUUGAGUCAACAGGACAGAGACACCAUUAUGAACGAGUUCAGAACCGGUUCUUCCAGAAUCUUGAUCUCCACCGACUUGUUGGCCAGAGGUAUCGAUGUCCAACAGGUUUCGUUGGUUAUCAACUACGACUUGCCAUCCAACAAAGAAAACUACAUCCACAGAAUCGGUAGAGGUGGUAGAUUUGGUAGAAAGGGUGUGGCCAUCAACUUGGUCACCAGAGAGGACACCGAAAUGCUCAGAGAAAUCGAGAAGUUCUACUCCACUCAAAUCGUUGAGAUGCCUUCCAGCAUUAGCGACCUGUUCGACUGA
Ogataea philodendri is the source of this 1194-nucleotide messenger RNA. RefSeq lists its product as uncharacterized. Gene Ontology annotation, molecular function: RNA helicase activity; RNA binding; ATP binding. The transcript has a single exon. NCBI's taxonomy places the organism in Eukaryota, Fungi, Ascomycota, Pichiomycetes, Pichiales, Pichiaceae. Bases 1 to 1194 code for a protein of 397 amino acids. The record is from RefSeq and is a predicted model, not a curated record.